Molecule: messenger RNA, 4498 nt
Organism: Entamoeba invadens IP1
Lineage: Eukaryota; Evosea; Mastigamoebida; Endamoebidae
Exons: 1
Biological process (GO): protein targeting to vacuole; protein retention in Golgi apparatus
Cellular component (GO): extrinsic component of membrane
Source: RefSeq, a predicted model, not a curated record
AUGAUCACAGAAGGGAUUGUUGUUCGAAUAAUCAGGCAUUUACUUGGAGACUAUAUUGAUGGACUUGGAGCUAAUCAAUUGAAAAUCAGUUUCAUGAAUUGGAGUGCGAAGUUGACGAAUCUGCGAGUCAGAGGAGACGCAUUUUAUUCGUUCAAUUUACCUAUUAAAAUCAACAAAGGAGAGGUGGGAGAAGUCUCCAUAGUAGUGAACAGUCUUUCACCGUUUCAUUUGAUGGUCAACGUGGAUCAAGUCAAAGUCUCGUGUGGCCCCCAACGCAUUUUUGUGAAUGAAAAGGCUGAUGUUAGUAUUCAAAGGCUUAAGGAGAAGUAUCUCAAGAAAUACAAAGAAAAUGAAAACUCCGAUGUGAUGAGUGGAGUCGAGUUAUUCAUAUCGAAUAUCGAUUUUGAGUACGUUGACAAUGGUAAUGUCAUUAUGCUGAAAUUCGAGAAAAUUAUUAUGAAAAAUGGUCUUCUAGUGAUAGUGAACACAUCACUGCUUCAUAGAAACAGGGAAAUGAAAAAACCAACGUUGUUGUUUACUGUUCCAAACGUCUCCGUGAAACUCUCAACAAUGGCGGUUGCUAUACCACAAGUCGACGUCACAUUCACACGACUAGGGUACUUGGCCCUAAUGCGGAUGUUAUCACACUUUGGGCAUUAUUCACAACAAAUCAAAUACUUGGGGAUUCGGCCGAUCUCUUCCCCCAAGCAGGAGCCAAAGAAGUGGUGGAAAUUUGCGUUUGAAGCGACGCGAAUAAAGUAUACCCACACACUGUUCAGGAAGAACCUUGUCGACAAAAUCAAAAAUCGGUACGUCUCGAAUUACGUGGACAUCUUGAUGGGGCGUCCCAUCAAACCUGAACAAACGAAAACAAUGGAAGUCAUCGAAGAAAGACUGACAUCUAAAGAAAUAGCUUAUUUAAGAAAGUUAGCAACGCUGAGAUUGAAUGCAGAAGAGGAGUUGAAUAAGAGUUCUUCAUUCUUAGACGCGUUUAGAAACCGGGUGUCACUCAAACCCGAAGAACUCGAAGUGUUGUAUAACACAGUUGAUCCCGAAUUGUUAGGGAAAAAAGAUGGGAAAGGUGAGAUGUCGGGGAGAGUCACUGAGCUCAAUUUUUCGUUUGAUGGAAUUGGAAGGACCAAAGUCGAGAGUGUGAUGUGGAGAGGAAAUGUACGGGAAGGACUUUUUAAAAUUCGGAGCGAAAUUAAAAACGUUGUGAUAAUGAAUGAGAAAAUUGAGAGUGUCAAAUUUGACUUCAAGUUUGAUCCAAACUGUGAGACGGAUAUUCUGAUGGUGCUCAAAGCAAGUAAAAUCGGGCUGCGUGUUGAGAACAACGAUUUGAAGAAUUGCAUCAAUUUGUUGAAAAUCGACAAGGAAGACUUGAUGAAUAUCAUCGACUUCCAAACAAUGCAAAUGAACGAGGUGUUGGAAUGGAUUAUACCUGAAAACGUCUACGAGAAAAGACCACCAAAUGUGGGUAUAGAAAUCGAGACGGAUGACAUCUCAUUUUCUGUGUUAGUUGAUACCAACGAGAUUAAAGUCUCCACUGCUCCAAUCAAAGUCUCAAGUGUGAAAAAUGAAAUUUCUGUUCCAUUCAAUCUGCGAAUCUCCGACGGGGCGUUUCAGAAUAAAAUUGAGGGAAAUACAACAAUCGAAAUCGCCGAAAAUUACGACGACGCGCUUGCGAAGAUGUACGUCAAAAUGUUACCAGUCAAAGUGAGUAUGGGAAUGGAUACCAUAAAGAAUGUACUUCAGUUGUUGGAUGGAUUUUUUAACACCAAUGACACAACCGUAAUUGAAAACGAUGCGUUUGACGAAGACGAAGAAAUUAUUUUUGAUGAAGCCGAAAACGAGAAACAAGUCAUUUGCCGACCCGAUAGGGCGUUCAGCAAGAAUGAUUUACACAAAGUUCAAGUGACCAAAUUAGUGACAGGAGGGAAACGGGUGUUUGAAUGUAUUGUCGAGCUUCAGAACUUUGAGUUGGAACUAUAUGAUGGGAAUAACGAAAGUUUACUGAGGACGACUCUGCAUCAGAUUGGAGUCACUUUUGUCUUAUUCCAACACUACACCUUAUUGCAAAUAAGUCUUGACACCAUCAAAGGGUUUCAUGGAGAACAUAACAUUCUGAAGACAAGCGAGAAAUUUUUAAGUGUUCAAAUGAUCGUUUCUAAAAACGAGGAGUUGGUCAGUGGACUUGAAAAUGAAAUUAAAAUUGGCGACGUGUAUUUCGAUCUACCAGCAACGUUUUUAUGUCAAGUUGUGUCGUUCUGUUUGGAAGUCUCGGCGUUGUCUUUGUUGAAGUUCCCACUCAAAUUUUCUAACUUAAAAAAUGCGAAGAAAGCAGCGGAAUUUUUUUCGGUGAAUAAGGUAAAUAUCCAAAGCCUUAAUUUGAAGUACUGUGAGUUGUCUGCAGCAGUUAAAAAUGUGUCUGUUGAUUUCAAAAUUGAUCAAUUUGUUGAGUGCAGCUUUGGGAUCGAAAGUAUUAACGUCAAUGAAUGUAUUGUGCCGAAUGGAACCAAAUUUCUAUAUAUUUCAAUGCAACAAAAUGAAGAGGUUACCUACUUGUCUGUCUUGUCGGAACCUUUCACGUUUACACUACGACCGGAUUUCAUUGGGAAAGUGCUCGAUGGGAUCAACGAACCGGAUUUGUGGAAUAUUGACUUUCAAAGACUCAUUGGAAAUCUCCCCAAAAUUGAAAUCCCAAAGAACAUCAAAGCAAAGAAGACUCUUGUUGAAGCCAAAAUUGGAGCACCGACGUUUGUUAUUGAAAAUGAAGGGAAGGUUGUGUGUAUGUUUGACUCGAUUGAAUCUACACCCAUUUUCGAAAAUACACUUAAACAUAUUGUACAGCUGAAAAAUGCGAAGAUACACACCAAUUUCUCGGAUAUUUUGAACAUCGAGAAUAUCACACUUUCUGUUGAAAACAAUGAUGACAACGACUUUAAUUUUGUUGAAUUGUCAUCGAGCCCAAUACUGAGUUCAAUAAACAGCGUGGAGUUUGGGGUACUCACACAGAUCGCGACCAAUUUUAUGCAGCAACUUGGUGUUGAGAAGGUCACAAAGAUCAAAGAGCGAAUUGCGAAUUUUGUUUCACAAUUCGAUUUGAAUACAUUGACACAAAAGAAGACAAAAACCAAAGUUUUCAUCCCCAAAGUGUUGUUAGAAAUUUAUGAUCCAAAUCCGCUUGUCUCUGUAUUGUUUGAAGAAUUCAAUUUAAACACAGAACCACAAUUGAAAUGCUCGUUACAAAAAUGUUUGGUAAAAGACCUGACACAACACAGCAAACUAUUCACCUCGGUUGUCAAUUCUACAGGAACGUUUUUUGAAUUGGAACAAAUUGGAAGCGAAUUAAACAUUAAUUUCUCACAAAUGAAUGUCUACAUAUUUCCAAAAUUCGUUGUUUCUGUUGUUAAAACUAUAAUGAAAAUACUGCCGACUAUUCCGCACAAAGAAAUUGAACAGAUCAAAAGCGAAUUUCACUUCUUUUCUUCGCCAAAUUCAUCAGUCACGCAAUCGGAAACACCACACGAAAUUGGCACACCUGUUCCACAAAGUACGUCACAGUCUAUGGUGUCUCUUAAAGUUGUUGAUAUUGUAUAUUUAUUCACAGGCAUCGAGAGAAACUCGAUACAAUCAUCAGAGUGUUCUGAAGACUCCCUCACCGAAUUCACCAACGAAGACAUUCAAGUGAUUCGCAAGAGGUUGGUGUCCGGACUUGUCCUUGAAAUCCCUAAAAUAAAGGCAACGCGUAUUGUCGAGAAAAUUGGCUUGAGCUAUGGGAUGAACGAAACACAGAUAAUUUUCAUCAUCGACUAUUUAAUCCGAGAAAAGAUAUUAUCAUCGGACACUGUUUUGUAUAGAAACACUUCCAUGUAUUCACUGCAAUACAUCCAACAACGGGAUAAAGACAAACGAAUACAGGUACCAUUAUUUUCUGAGGCCGCGAAAGUUGAAAUUGUCACAAAAAACGUUUUGUUGAACAUUCCCCUUCGAGUUGGUGUCGUCGUUGAAGAUACUGAAACAUCCCCAUUUCUGUUGGCGGAAACGAAUAUUAACAUUGUUCUCGCAAACUCGGUGGUGUGCAACGUUUCAUGUGAUAUGUUUACUGGAUGUGCUAAAAAUGGGGAAAUUGUGGACGCGGACAAAAUGCCAAUAGUCUCUGGGUGUAAUCUUUCGUGCAAUUUGCAGUCACUUGUGAGUGGUAAAGUGCUUGCAAAAUUUGGAGACUUUGUACUGUCGCUUGGUGAUAUUUUCUUGGUCAAAAGAGUUGUCGAGGAACUGACCACCAUUAAAGAUGUUGUGGGUGUCGAGUUAGACAUCCCUGUAAAAGAAGAAAUUUUACCACUCAACAUCUCUGUUGUUGUUUCUCCUUCUGAAAUUCUCUUGCUUCACCCCAAACUCUUUUUGCCAUUUAUGAGAACAAAAUUUGGAGGUGAGAUUCUCGUGAGAGGGACCGACAAAAACACGUUGUUGGACGCUGCUCUGUCACUCAAAGUUG